UUCCGAUUUACAUCAACGGGAUCGAAUCGGUGCAACGAAUCUCAGAUCCGCAGUGAAGUCCCGCUAUGGUGCCGCAACCGGAGUUUCACGUCGGUUCAGUCCUGUUUACGUGAAACUUAAGUGUCAAACCGGGAUCUGAUUACACGUCUGAUUACACGCACACGUUCAGGUUCUGCAAGUUCCCGUGUGUUGAAGACACUUUGGUUGAAGGGUCCACAUGGAGCCCCACCGUUCUCUCGUCCUGGGUCUCUUCCUUCUUAUCUCUGCUGUUGCAGCUGAAGGUCUUCAACCCACAACACAAGACUGGAACAACUCUGGGCCUCAUCUGACUGGCUGCUUUUCCCGGGAGCUGGUGACAUUUCACUGUCGAUGGGAUGUCGGGUCUUUCCACAACCUUACAGAGCCGGGUGAUCUGAGGCUGUUCUACAAGACUGAUUGCAGCUCCUCCAAAAACAGAUUCAGCGAGUGGCAGGAGUGCCCGACUUACAGCAGCGCAGUGGAAAACGAGUGCUACUUCAAUAAGAGUCAUACCUGCGUGUGGUACAGUUACGUUAUUCAGCUGCGCUCCCGGACCGACGAGGUUUACGGACAAAAAACUUUCAGCGUGGAAGAAAUUGUAUUUCCAGACCCUCCUGAAGCUCUGAACUGGACCCUGGUGAGUUUGGGUCCCACUGGUUUGCUGUGUGACGUGUUGGUGAGCUGGAUGGUCCCAACUUCAGCAGCAGAGAGUGUGGAGACGGGAUGGAUGAAACUUCUGUACGAGACUCAGUACAGAGAGAAAGGAUCGGAUCAGUGGAAAUCUUUGGACAGCCGUGAGGUCACUGAGGCGUACGUCUAUGGCCUCAACACCAACACUGAUUAUGAAGUCAGGGUCCGCUCCAGAAUGAGAGGAUACAACUUUGGAGAAUUCAUUGACCCCAUCGUCAUAUUCGUUUCCAGCCAAGGGCCGAGAAACACUGUGGUUGCGGUGUUGACCCUCACUGUUGCUGCUAUUGGGAUCAUCCUGAUGCUGAUCGUGGUGUCGCGUCAACAGAAGCUUAUGGUGAUUCUCCUGCCGCCUGUUCCUGGACCGAAAAUCAAAGGGAUCGAUCCAGCUCUCCUAAAGAAGGGCAAAAUAACGGAAUUCACGUCCGUGCUGGACGCUCACCCAGGCCUGCACCCAGAGUGCUACACUAACGACCCGUGGGUGGAGUUCAUAGAGGUGGAUAUGGAUGAACCGAUCGAGACGUUGGAUGGCUUCGACGCGCCACUCCUCUUCAGCAACUCCUGCGUCUCCGACUCUCCUCCGACAUCCAGCUGUUUCCAGGAUGACGACUCUGGCCGCGCCAGCUGCUGCGACCCUGACCUGUCUGAUCACGACCACCAUGACGCUCCUUCCCCUUCCACCAACAGCCAUGACGGCUUCCACACUUUGUCUCCCGCUCAUUCGGGAAUCGUGGUUUCUCCUGCUCAGGAUCCGGCAUGGCCGGCCGGCCUGUACUCGCAGGUCGCCGAGGUGAUGCCAGGCGGUCAGCCACUGCUGUCUCCGGAACAAGCUGUGAGUGAAGACAGUAAAAGCCAAGCGAUAAGAAAUAAGGAAAAGAUGAAGAAGCCUGUGCUGGUGGUAAUCCCUGACGAACGAGGUUACACCUCAGAUUUGGAUGUGAAUAAAAUCAGUGCCUCUUUUAUGGAAACACUAAAUGAACCCAACACAAAGCAAGAGUCGGAUAGUUCUGCAGAACAGGUUCCAUCCGGUGUUUCGGCAUUUCCUGUCCUCUCGAUACCCAUGUCUCCCCCAGAAUACACCAUGGUGGAUGUAGUGGACUGGAACAACAGCCUCGUUUUGAGGAACCCUUCAACCUUUCCAGUGUCUGUUGUAAAAUCUGGAUCCACACCUGAAGGGUAUCUUACUCCUGACCUAUUAAGUAAAAUCGCGCCAAAAUAAGUGCUGGCGACAGACUGAGAUGGAUUUUAAAGCAGGAAUGGACUAGUUAUGACAGAUAGACAUUGUUGAUCAGCACUAAAGCUGGAUUAUAUUAAAAAAAAAGAAACAAUAUGGCAAUAAAUGACAGCACAAUACAUUUUUUGAAAAGUAUUGUCAGUAGAUCUGUUCAGGUUUUAUUUUUGUAUGUUUAAUUUCCAAAUUCAUGACCUCAGAUGUUUAAAAUGUUAAUGAACUUUGUUUACUGUCUUCAGGUGAAGUCAUAAACUUUUUCUGUGACUUAAUAUUUGGAACAAAGCUUUUAUUUUAUAAAGUUAUUGUGAGUUUCUUGAAUACAUCAACCAGCCAUAACAUUAAAACCACCUCCUUGUUUCUACACUCACUGUCCAUUUUAUCAGCUCCACUUACUAUAUAGAAGCACUUUGUAGUUCUACAAUUACUGACUGUAGUCCGUCUGUUUCUCUGCAUGCUUUGUUACCCCCUUUCACCCUGUUCUUCAAUGGUCAACCCCCACAGAGCAGGUAUUAUUUAGGUGGUGGAUCAUUCUCACCACUGCAGGGACACUAAGCGUCUUUCAAAUGAUCAGUCACAGAAAAAGAGCAGAUUUUGAAAUAACAAGGCUGACAUGAUGUACUUUUUUUACUUUAACGCCACCGUUUGAAGCAGUACAGCUUAGCUAUAGUCAUUAAACAGAGUGUAAACUAAUUUAAAUAUUCAUGUUGCUGCUUUGUUGCUGGUAGGUUUAUCAGUUACUACAGAAUAUAUUUGAGAUGUAAAUGCAAUUUCUAACUUGUAUUUUUUGUGUAAGCAAUUAUCUAGCAUAACACAAAUUGCAAAGCUAGUUUGUAUAAAAUAUGAUAUUUCUUAAUAAAUUACUAUUAUGAUUUUUUAUAAAAUAAAACUUCAUAUUUUGGAAUAAUAAAAUCCUUUAAUUUA
Molecule: messenger RNA, 2857 nt
Organism: Trichomycterus rosablanca
Lineage: Eukaryota; Metazoa; Chordata; Actinopteri; Siluriformes; Trichomycteridae
Gene: ghrb
Product: growth hormone receptor b
Exons: 9
Coding region: 218-1924 (568 amino acids)
Biological process (GO): growth hormone receptor signaling pathway; cytokine-mediated signaling pathway; positive regulation of peptidyl-tyrosine phosphorylation
Cellular component (GO): growth hormone receptor complex; cytosol; external side of plasma membrane
Molecular function (GO): cytokine binding; peptide hormone binding; growth hormone receptor activity
Source: RefSeq, a predicted model, not a curated record